AGGAUUAAUCGGUCAUUUCGCACCAAAAACCCUAGCUCAUAAAAAUCACCAUUUCCUGGUUUCGCCUCUCUAUAUACAAAGCAGACGAAACCCUACCGACGAUCUCCGCCUCUGCACCCAUCGUUCUGUGAAAAUGCCGCCGAAGUUCGAUCCGUCUCAGGUCGUCGAGGUUUUCGUCCGAGUCACCGGCGGCGAAGUCGGCGCGGCGAGUUCACUCGCCCCGAAGAUCGGCCCGCUCGGUCUCUCUCCGAAGAAGAUCGGCGAGGACAUCGCCAAGGAGACUGCCAAGGACUGGAAGGGCCUCCGCGUGACCGUCAAAUUGACGGUCCAGAAUCGUCAGGCCAAGGUUUCCGUCGUCCCAUCCGCCGCCGCGCUAGUCAUCAAGGCUCUCAAGGAGCCCGAGCGUGACCGGAAGAAGACGAAGAACAUCAAGCACAACGGAAACAUAUCGCUCGACGACGUGAUCGAGAUCGCGAAGAUCAUGCGCCCGCGCUCCAUGGCUAAGGACUUGCGCGGCACUGUUAAGGAGAUCCUCGGAACCUGUGUAUCGGUUGGGUGCACUGUAGACGGAAAGGACCCAAAGGAUCUGCAGCAGGAGAUUGAUGAUGGGGAAGUGGAGGUUCCUGAAGCCUGAGCAUCAGAAUAGGGGGUAAGGAAAUGAGCACUUUCCAUAUUGGGAGUUUUUGAACUCUAAAUCUUCUUGAAAUACUAGUAAUUAUGUUUCCUUUUGUCAUCUGCAUCAUGUUUUUUGAGUUUUAGUUUCUUCUUCCAUGGAUAAUUUUGAUUUACAAUGAAUGUAUGGGUAGACUGUCUUCAAAUUUCUUAUUUUGGAUCAAUCUGCCCUCUUCAUUUUCACUGCUUGCAUUUGAUUUUUAUUGUGUAUCAUUGAAGUGUUCUGUUAUAAAGCUGCCUUCUGAUC
Molecule: messenger RNA, 919 nt
Organism: Cuscuta campestris
Lineage: Eukaryota; Viridiplantae; Streptophyta; Magnoliopsida; Solanales; Convolvulaceae
Source: the annotation of a GenBank genome assembly